Messenger RNA from Daucus carota subsp. sativus, 494 nucleotides. RefSeq names its product general transcription and DNA repair factor IIH subunit TFB5-like. Gene Ontology annotation, cellular component: transcription factor TFIIH core complex; transcription factor TFIIH holo complex. NCBI's taxonomy places the organism in Eukaryota, Viridiplantae, Streptophyta, Magnoliopsida, Apiales, Apiaceae. The transcript is spliced from 3 exons. The record is from RefSeq and is a predicted model, not a curated record. Gene Ontology annotation, biological process: nucleotide-excision repair; transcription initiation at RNA polymerase II promoter; nucleotide-excision repair, preincision complex assembly. Bases 160 to 372 code for a protein of 70 amino acids.
UUAUAACAAAACCAAGUCAAGUACAAACUUGCAUGCUACAAAAUGAAUGUGCAACUCAGUGAUUAUACAAGUUUACUGCAAUAACGGGCCAUUUCUUGGUUGUUUUCUCGGUUCUGACUGCAAUUCAGAUUAAAGUUCGUAAAGGUUGCUUCCAGUAUCAUGGUAAACAUAUUCAAAGGUUUAUACAUUUCCUGUGACAUACCAAUGGCACAAUUCAUUAUUAACAUGAAUGCAACAUUACCCCAGACACAGAAGUUUAUAUUACAUGUUUUGGAUGAUACCCGUCUAUUUGUGCGAUCUGACAUGGCUGGAAGUAUACGAGAUAAAAUCUCAGAAUUCAGAGAGCAGAAUACAUAUGAGAAGCCUGCAUAAUUUUUCUUUUGUUAAGAAGUUCCCAUUACUCCUGUGAAAUUUUGAAGAAAAUUGUGAAUGACUAGCUUCGAGUAUAAUUUCUGAAUAAUUAAAUUCUUAUAAUAAUGUAUAAAUUUAAAAUA